UGGAGUCUUCUGUUGCAGAGAGCUCCCUGUUUCCAGACUGUGCCUUGUUUCCGCAGCUGUGUUGUCGUGAGUCGACACUACACUGGUUGGCCACAGUCUGUCCCCUCCUUCUCCCCCGUUCCCACGCCCCGCCUGGUCACUGGGAACAUUUUUUCCCCUUAACCUAUUUUUUCUCUCCAAAUAAUUUUUUUUCUUAUCACGUGGGCUUCUGGGGUUUCGUGUGAGCUGUCGACUCUACUGUUCUUUUAAACAUGAUGGAGAUUUAAAGCUGGAGGAACAUCUUUCUCUCCUCACCUUCUCCGCUGCUGUGACGCCUCAGAGGAUCAUGCAACAUCUUAAGUCAUGGCGAGCUUUGCUCCUUCUGGCCGUGCUGUACCAACCAGCAAGCUCUGAAAAAUACGGUUGCCUGUUUGAGAGAAAGUUGUGCACAAGGGAUCAGUUCUGCUCAGAUGAUGGGUUGUUUGGUCAGUGUCGAACCACCAAGCAGGACCAGGUCCAGUACCAGGUUUCAGUUCCUGUGCUGAAGAGGAUGCAGGAAGUUCUCAAACAGCUCAUGCUACAAGGACUGUCGUGGCAGGAUGACAUCACCCAAUAUAUUUUAUCAAAGGAGCUAAAGAGAGUUCCCCACACCACUCUUCCCUCAAACCCAAACUCCUCGUCAUCCUCUCCUCAUUUGUCCCAGUCCAAACAGCACAUCCCCCACCAUCACAGCUCAAAGUCAGGGUCUGCACCUCCUGGUGGCAAAUAUGUGGACUACAUGAUUGUUGAGCCUCCCCAGUCUCCAAUGCACAUGCAAACUGUUUCAAUGGAUCCCUUCACAUACCAUCAGCACAGGUAUCAAGAUGAAGCAGAGAGGUCUCUUGUGGGUGCAGGAGGUGGUUAUGGACGCCCCUCUUCAAGGUCUCAGGCCAGCCAAAGAGAGCGUGAACGUGACAGGCAGCUGUUACAAGAAGCUCUGUCUCUGUACCUGUCAUCUGAGCAGCCCUCAUAUCGCCAUAGAGGGACCGCCUCCAUGGCUCCUGCAGGUCUGGCUUAUUAUGAUGACUUGGACUUGGAGAUACCAGUAGACUAUGUGGAAGGCUACACCCUGCAGGAGAGACUUGGUACUGCAGGCAGGCAACAAAAUCUGCAGAAUAAGAAAGCUCCUCAGAACUUUAAUCCCCUCUCUGGAAACAGUGAUGAUCUUCUCCAGAGAAUGUUAGAGGUCUACCUCAGAAAGUACAAUGUUGAUCCAAGGGAUCUGAGUCAGGAGCAGCUCUACAAGCUGGCUCUCAUAUUGCAGCUGCUGCAGGGCCAGGACAAAACAGGUACAACACAAGAUCCAAUUGAAAAAGACCUCAUCACCUUGAAGGAGCUGUUAAAGAAAGAAAGUGUGUCCAAGCAAGAGAAGCCUGUUCCUGGUCCUCCUGAUGCCCUUCCAGCCCCUUCCUCCACCUCUGUUCCUGAUGCACCUCCAGCUAAAAGUGCCAGCUUGCCCCCCUCUGCCUCCCAGCCUCCGCAGGCUGCUCCUGCUGAAACCGGACACACAUUUAAGGAGCCACUUGUUGAGGGUACAGGAGGCAAAGAGGAGUACGGGUACAUCGUUACAAACCAGAGUCCUCUCAGUCUGUAUGACGGAGUGAAGCUAUUGGAGCUACUCGCUGAUAAAAUACAUUUAACAACUAGCAGCUUCAUCAAUAUCAGCGUGGUUGGUCCAGCAUUGACUUUUCGCAUCCGCCAAAAUGAGCACAACAUGACGGCUGCAGAGGUGGCUGCUAAAGCUGUAUCUGCAAAGAACUUCCUGGAGUCUGAAACUGGCCUAAAAAUUGUACAGGCUGGUGUGGGAGAGAGAACGGAUGCACAGGGUCUCCCCCAGGUAACCAGGAUUUCCCAGGGUUCAAGUGGGACAGUCAUCACCCUUGUUUCCAUGGCAGUUGUUGGAGGUGUGCUGGUAUUGGCCAUGGCUGUAGCUUGUUUCAGGCACUAUGCUCAACAGGUGGCCAAUGGCAAGCUUGGCCUGGGCCCAGAGGGAGGAGCAGAAACACAUUUUGACUACCAGGAGCUAUGUCGGCAGCACAUGGCAUCCAAAUCCUCGCUGUGUCGCCAGGACUGUAUGGGAGGCGUGAGUGGCAGCAUGGGCGGUCCUGCAACAGCAACCGGUGCUGGUGGCCGAAGGGGUACGGACACAUCCCGCGUCAGCAGCGUCUCCUCCCAGUUCAGUGAUGGUCCACAGCAUAGCCCAUCUUCCACCCACAGCUCCACACCAUCCUGGAGUGAAGAACCAGCCCAGUCUAAUAUGGAUAUCUCUACUGGUCACAUGAUCCUGGCAUAUAUGGAGGACCACCUGCGUAACAAGGACCGGCUGCAGAAGGAGUGGGAGGCUUUGUGCUCCUAUCAGGCUGAACCUUGCUCUGUAGCUGUGGCUCAGGACAUGGGCAAUAUGGACAAAAACAGACAUGCUGAGGCCGUCCCCUAUGAUCACUCUCGUGUAAAGCUGAAGACUGAAGUGAACCCUAAUAAACAGGAUUACAUCAAUGCCAGUUUUAUUUUUGAUCAUGACCCUCGUCAGCCAGCUUAUAUCGCCACGCAGGGACCUCUGCCCCACACUGUUGCUGAUUUCUGGCAGAUGGUGUGGGAGAACGGCUGUACGGUGAUCGUGAUGAUGGCCGCUCUGGUGGAGGACGGAGAGAAGCAAUGUGAACGAUACUGGCCUGAUGAAGGCUCCUCACUCUACCACAUCUAUGAGGUAAACCUGGUGUCAGAGCACAUCUGGUGUAAGGACUUCCUGGUGCGUAGCUUCUACUUGAAGAAUGUCCAAACACAGGAGACAAGAACCUUGACGCAGUUUCACCUGCUGAGCUGGCCGGGCGACGGCAUCCCCACCUCCACACGGCCGCUGCUUGACUUCCGCAGGAAGGUGAAUAAAUGUUACAGAGGUCGAUCCUGCCCAAUCAUCGUUCAUUGCAGUGAUGGCACUGCCAGGGCUGGCACGUACAUCCUCAUUGACAUGGUGCUGAACCGCAUGGCCAAAGGAGUGAAAGAGAUCGACAUUGCAGCCACACUGGAGCACAUUAGAGACCAGAGACCUGGCCUGGUUCGCACCAAGGACCAGUUUGAGUUUGCUCUGACAGCAGUUGCUGAGGAGGUGAAUGCCAUCUUGAAAGCUCUGCCACAAUGAGACACAGGCACACAAAAA
Messenger RNA from Melanotaenia boesemani (Boeseman's rainbowfish), 3175 nucleotides. RefSeq names its product protein tyrosine phosphatase receptor type Na (gene ptprna). Bases 326 to 3157 code for a protein of 943 amino acids. The record is from RefSeq and is a predicted model, not a curated record. Gene Ontology annotation, cellular component: secretory granule. The transcript is spliced from 24 exons. Gene Ontology annotation, biological process: protein dephosphorylation. Gene Ontology annotation, molecular function: protein tyrosine phosphatase activity. NCBI's taxonomy places the organism in Eukaryota, Metazoa, Chordata, Actinopteri, Atheriniformes, Melanotaeniidae.